AAUGGGGCUAGUAAAAACAAAUUCGACUGUAAAUCUUCAUUUAUUUGCGGACUCGCAACGGCAAGGGGAUAUCGUUUGAGAAACGGGAUUGACGGAAAUAUAACCCUAUAAAAUGGCAGACCAAUACACUGAUGAACAGAUUAAAGAAUUCAAGGAGGCAUUUGAUCUCUUUGACGCGGACGGCAAUGGCAACAUAGACGUAGAUGAACUUGGGGCCAUCAUGAAGUCACUAGGAAAGGCUCUCUCAAGGAAAGACCUCGAAAACAUGAUCGACGAAGUAGAUGAAGAUAAAAAUGGGACGAUAGAGUUUGAUGAAUUUUUAAAUUUAAUGGCAAAAAAUCAGCAGCCAGAAAUGAGUAUGAAGGAAGCAUUUGAUAUGUUUGAUAAGGAUGGGGACGGAUCAAUCAGUGGAGUUGAGCUCCAGAAUGCCAUGCAAAUAAUGGGUAUGCCAAUGACGAAAGAAGAAGUAGAGCUGAUGGUCAAAGAGGCAGAUAUGGAUGGGGAUGGAGAAAUUAAUUAUGAAGAAUUUGUCACCAUGAUGAACAGCCUAUCACCAGAUUGUGAGUGAAUUCAUUGCCAUCGAGAUUAAACACAGCCAAUAAACUUUUUUUAUUCUUGUCAUUUUGAAUCUCUGUCAUCGGAUUUUAUACAUGUACCCAUCUCAGGCCACAUUUUUUUAUCAGUUGGAUUACAAAUCUGUUAUCUUGAAGAAACAGAAUGAAAAAUCCCCUUCAUUGACCUUUUUAAGCAUCUCUGCGAAAUUGAACAAACAAUAUAUAACUUAUUUUGACUUUUCUAGUUAAUUUAUGCAAGUUAUUAAGCAUGUAUACUGUGUACAUACGAAACUAAGGUCACAUUCAUGAUACACGGAUAUACCUCCAAUCUAAAUUAUUCAGGUCUGCAUUUGGGAGGGAUACUAUUCCGAAGGGAAGCAGAGUCUUUUUGAACCGAAGAUGGUUCCUUCUGGCUCGAGUCAAUUCUAUCAUUUGUCUACCAUCCCCCACUGAAAUGGAAACAGAUACACUUUCAGAGAAGCGUAUAUCCAAAUGAUUAAGGGGGCUCCAUAUUGCACCUGCAGACUAUUGUGAAUAUUGGUCAACCUAUUAAAGAACCAUCAGCAAAAAGAAACUUGGAGACAGUAGAAAUGCCAAUGUUGUCAAAAAUUUAUUUAUUGAAGGAAAUAAGGUAUCCUGAACUAUGUCUUCAUUGUCAUUUCUACAGUUAUUGGUUUCUACAGUUAUCUCAAUCACUUCGAAACAUUUAAAAACCUUUUAAAAAGUUCAUUCCUACUUCUGAGACAUUACUUUGUUAAACAAUAAAAAAGUUUUAAAGAUAACCUUUGCCUCUGGAUUAUGAUAGUAGGGGCGUCAAGAUGACUACUCUUUGCAAUUUGUUGUAAAAUAUUUAUACUGUAAAUUCAUUGUUCAUGUAUCUAUGAAGUUAUUUUUACUGAUGUGUAAUAGGCCUGUCAAAGGUACCAGGGUGGUCGAAUCAUGGAUAUUUAACAAAUCCACAGAGUUUACUGCAACUCUUCUGGGAUUAUUGUUCACUUUGAAGAACUAAGAUAUCUGAUCUUGGUUUAUUCAGUUUCCUUCUUCCGAAACCUUAAACCAGUCCUUGAAAUACAUUAUACAUUUAGUUCUUGAUGUAGAAGUUAACAGACCCAAGCAAAAUUGUGAUUUCUCUUGCCCUAUGUAUGUUUUGCACCACAAGAUAGUUAAUCCUAGAAAGUUGGCAUAAUAUCUGUUGUUUUGCAACACUACGACCACCCUAGGUAUCUAGGCAACUUUUAGGGUCUUUUUUUGCUUUUUACUUCGUUUGGUAUUUUUGCUAUGGCUCAUAGAA
Molecule: messenger RNA, 1845 nt
Organism: Lineus longissimus
Lineage: Eukaryota; Metazoa; Nemertea; Pilidiophora; Heteronemertea; Lineidae
Product: calmodulin-like
Exons: 5
Coding region: 113-568 (151 amino acids)
Molecular function (GO): calcium ion binding
Source: RefSeq, a predicted model, not a curated record